AUGGAACAUCAGGAUCAACACCCCCUCAACAUCGUCAACAACUCAUCAACGGGUCCAAUUAUGGAGACAGAAAAGGAGAAAUUAUUCCAUGAGGAGUUCAUGGAAAAUAGCAUUCCGAUAGAAGGGAAAAACCCGCCGACCUACCUUCUUCCAUUUCGGCCCAUCACUGCUAAAGGAGACCGAUACCGAUUGGGUGAAUAUCAGGAAAGCGGACGAUGCAUGAAUAUCCUCUUCCUCGGCUUCACUGGAUCAGGGAAGUCCAUGUUGGUGGAGACGAUGGGAAAUUAUGGGUUGGGAGUAGAUUUCCGAGAUCCCUACCGAUUCCAAGUGAAGAUGGAAGAAUCCACAGACAGAAGCAUCUCCCACACAUUCUUCGCUAGAGACGCUCGAAGAUUCCCCCGUCCGGUCAGUCUCAUCGACACUCCGGGCUUCCAAAAGGGAACGGAGCAAAUCUGUACCUUCGUCCACUCCAACUAUCUGGACGUCCACGCUGUCGUUUACGUCGUCCAAGGCUCCCAGGGCUACCCUUUGAAAUGGCUUCUUUACCAAGAAGCAGUUGCCAUCAAUAAGAUCCCCAUCCAAGGGUGACAUUCUGUGCUUAUACACGG
Darwinula stevensoni is the source of this 608-nucleotide messenger RNA. Lineage: Eukaryota; Metazoa; Arthropoda; Ostracoda; Podocopida; Darwinulidae. The record is from the annotation of a GenBank genome assembly.